AUGAUACAAGACAUCGUGAUUGCCCUGAAUCUCCUCGUGGCCGGCUGCCUGGCGGUUCAUGGUGAGAAUUAAACUUUUGCAAAUUUUCAUAAUGCAUGUACGGCCCCUCUUUCAAAGCAAGUGUAAGAGUUAAGCAUGCGAACUCAAAAUUUCCUAUUCUGACAAGCGAUUUGAAUUAACUCGAUAUAAUUUUAGGCUGUGAAGUCCAUUUGCCGAUCAGGUUUUUCAAUGUCUGCAUAGUUGAAUGAUCAAAUAUUAUUUUCACCAGAUCGGUCAGCAGAAACUUUUAUUGAAGAAGGUGACACGAUCGCCGGGAAAAGAGCUUUAUUAGCCUGACGUUUCGGAUUCCUACUCGAAUCCAUCAUCAGAGACAAAAGAGCAGAAACGGGUGGUUGUUGCACAAGGGGCUGCGGUAUUUAUAGGAUGCAGUAGCCAUGCUACCGCAUACCUAUGAACGUUCACGGCUCCCCCCUUCAUCCGGGAUUGUCGCACUUGGUGUGAUAAUUGCUUGAUGGCCGACAUUCGAGUCGAUAAUAGCUGCAAUUUCAUCACGUGCGUUGGAUGUUGGCGUGAUGAUUGCUCGACCAUCUGACGCAUCGACCCCGGUGUUGGGAAGAGUGUUCACAUCUGCGCUCCCAGCAUGGCAUUUUAGUCAGCCUAGGCGAAGUUUUAGCACGGAGUAUGAAGUGGGAAGAUCGUUGCACUUGUUGAUGGACUGGGGGCCAGUAAACCAUGAUUCCAGUAGCUCCCGGCUCACUCAGUUGUCACCUCUUGCGAGAAUUUCGGCCUCAUCGAAUUUAAAUGUGUGGCCGGAUCUCACACAUUUAAAUUUGAUGAGGCCGAAAUUCUCGCAAGAGGUGACAACCGAGUGAGCCGGGAGCUACUGGAAUCAUGGUUUACUGGCCCCCAGUCCAUCAACAAGUGCAACGAUCUUCCCACUUCAUACUCCGUGCUAAAACUUCGCCUAGGCUGACUAAAAUGCCAUGCUGGGAGCGCAGAUGUGAACACUCUUCCCAACACCGGGGUCGAUGCGUCAGAUGGUCGAGCAAUCAUCACGCCAACAUCCAACGCACGUGAUGAAAUUGCAGCUAUUAUCGACUCGAAUGUCGGCCAUCAAGCAAUUAUCACACCAAGUGCGACAAUCCCGGAUGAAGGGGGGAGCCGUGAACGUUCAUAGGUAUGCGGUAGCAUGGCUACUGCAUCCUAUAAAUACCGCAGCCCCUUGUGCAACAACCACCCGUUUCUGCUCUUUUGUCUCUGAUGAUGGAUUCGAGUAGGAAUCCGAAACGUCAGGCUAAUAAAGCUCUUUUCCCGGCGAUCGUGUCUCCUUCUUCAAGACUACUUCCUGGGACUCGGCUCUUCGCUUCUAUUAGAAACGUUUAUUUCAAAAUAUAUGUUUUACUGCGUAGCCAUCAAAUACUUCUCGAAAAGACUCCCACACUUCAAUCAGUAAGGUAUAUAAGUGAAGAAGAAGAGUCGAGCACCGGAACACUUCGUUUAUUGUCCUGAGCUUUCAGACUUGUGCAGGAGUCCAUCGUCAUAGGUAGUAGCAGCAACAGAACAAGCGACAGUUAUAAGGCAUGUAGGUCAAUCAUCGACCGACGGCGCAAGACUGGGGUGACUACGCAGGACUCUGUACGCCGGCGUCAGAUCGAUAAAUCGAUUGACCAAGUACUCAUCCGCGGCCCAGGCUUCAAUUAUUUCUCGGCCUGUUUUGUUUCCGGCGUGGGCAAAUAUUUUGGUGGCUACAAAAUCAAACUCAUGACCCUUUUCGUAGGUGUGAGCUGCCACUUGUGAUAAUGCGUCACCUCGUCGCACCGCCAGCUUAUGUUCGUGUAUGCACGAUCCGAGCAUGCUACUGUUUGGGAAAAUGGGGCCUUAGUUACAGUGGGUGACCUAACUCAUUAAAUAUGUCGAAAUUUACGAAUGAUUGCUAAUCACUCGCAAACCGACACCAAUCCGUGGAUCUAAUAUCUAUGUUAAUAAAGCACAACUUUAACAUAAUAAAAGGCACAAAAUAAAUAAUAAAGGCAGUGUUACGUUCUUGAGAAAUGCCAAUCUUUUUAGAAAAGCGGAAAAUCCCGAAAACGUCAAGAGUGGUUGCAAUUGAGUAAAUUUCAUUUUUAAAUUUUCGAAACGUCUACCCAUGGAAAAAAGCUGAGUGAAUAUGAAAGCACAAAUAGAAUAACCGUUAGAAAUAAUGUUUAAGGGAAGUCUACAUUUAAAUAUCCUUAACAACUUAGUGCAAUUCCAGGUAUGGGGUCUUGCUAGCAGCCUAUAUUCUGAGUAUAGAUUCCAAAACAUUUUCCCGAGGAUUCGUGAUAUCCUUUAGUUUUUUGAAUUAAAUGGGGUGCGGUUCAAUAAAAAAGCAAGAUUUUGCUGACAGGGACAUCAUAAGAACAAAAGUUUUUAUAAAUUCACAUGCUGCCGGGCCGAUUGGUACCAAAUAAUUUUAAAUGGAAUUGGCAUUUGUAAUCGUAAGCACACCAUUUUGUUUUUAAAGAGGACUUUUCUUCCGUUAAAGUAAUUAGCACUUUUCGUUUGUUCAGGAUUAUGCUGAGUUUCAGAUCGACCUUUAAUUAUCGAUGAGUAUUUCGCGAUUUUGAGUGUUUUCAUCCGAUCGCCCAUAAAGACAAAUUCUGUAUUAUGUGUCUGUUAAAAACUGUAGGACAAGGUACCUUUUUAAGGCAUUUACCGAAGUGGCAAGUGCUUGGGAUUUAAUUUUCAUUUAGAACGUUUUCUGGGUCACAUCUGAAGACUCACACAAGCAGAAACCCUUAUCGUUGAAUAAAACUGACGUCGACAACGAAAGUCAACAAUGAAUACGCCUUAGAUCAAUUUGAUAACUUUCUCUAAGAAAUUACCUCUAUGAGGAGUGCCUUCAUGCUGCAUUCCGUUGACGGAUGUCUGAGUACUUUAAUUUUUACAGUGUGAGGCCAGGAAAACAUUUUACGCUUUAUGCCGUUUCAUUCGCUCUGCUAAGAGAUACCGAUAUUUUUUAACCGCAAACGUGCGAAAAUGCCUUUAUAAUUGUAUUGCGGCCACUUGAAUUGCUUUUGCUUAAAUUGAGAACCCGUUCUACGAUUAUGAAUGCACGGCAAAGUGGCUAUAUAUACGCUGAUAUUUUGCUGAAGAUGUUAACGUUUUGCUAGUUCCGAUUCUGACUUAGGUUUGUACAGAAGCUAGACUGCACAAAACGCUGUAUUUAAUAUGUUCAAAGCUACAAAUGACAGCUCGGUGGUGGUCGUUCCUGUGAAAAACGUAGGAUUUUCCAAACGGAAAAAUACAUUUGCCUGCGUGCGUUGUUACUGCACGUUAGGGCACAAAAUCGUACAGAUCUACUUAACUGAAUUCUUUAAACCGAAAAAACAUCCGGCUCUCUUAAAAUAACCUCUGUUUUGGGAAGUUUAUUACUACGGAUACCAUCGGACAAAAAAUUAAUUUUCAAGUCCGGCAACCUCUGUUUAUUAAAACUGUCUGGAGUAAAUUACUCUCCUUCCGAGUAAAAACCCACUCAGAUAGGCAAUCAAAGUCCAUAACAGUUAUUAGCAUAGGAAGUGGCCUGAAUAUUCCACGACGUUCCUUUUAGACCAAAUUUAUGAACAUUUUGCUUGAAAACAUUACGUGGGCACAAUAAAUAUACAAGAUGAGGACAUUUCCUAAAGGUAUCUGAGCGGGCAAGCAAAAUGCGCAACGUUUAAGACGUCCUUAAUUCUCCUAUCAGAUUCUGUCACCAGGUUUCAUGAGAUAGGUCACGUACUGUAUAUACUUUUUAGUCGAACGCAACCUUUUUAGUCGAUGGGUAACCUCGACAAAUAUUCAUUUCAACACGUUCUCCAUCCCCAGAAGGCGAGAAAUUCAAUGUGGACUUUUGCUGCAAUGUUUCCCGGUAGGAAUGUGAAACAGGCAUAACGGUAGAGUUUAGAUCUAUCACGAAACGCCUCCUAGAUAGCAUUCACUCCUUUGACCCCAAAACGUCCUUCCGAGUGUUAGCACGUGCACGAACAACUCGGAUAUUGCGCUACUUGGAGGCAACCUACAUAUGGCAGGAGAAACCCGACCUGCGACCACGUGGUCAGUCUCAGCUUGCGCUAGUUAAUCGCAGCUCUUUGAAUUACACACCCCCUCUGUGUGUUAACUUUCCCAUUUUCUUUCCUAAAUUGCAUUUUCAAGUCGCCAUUUUUAUCGAUUAGCAUGCAUACAUUAAGAUGAACUAACUGUUUUGUAUUGAUUUUUCCUGUGGAAAUUAAUAUCUCUGUAUUUUUCAUUCGUUACCUCUGUUAUGCAGCGACAAGUGGCAGUUGAUAAGUCGUCGCGAAAUUUGUUGGUUCCGAUAAAUUCUGCUGGUAUGUCUGUUUUAAAUUCGUACCGGGAAAUAUUGUUUUAAAAGUUCCACAUUAGAUUUUUUGCCUUCUAAGAGUGGAGAACUUAUAAAAAUUCAUAUUUGCCGUAAGUAGUAAUGCUGUGUUCUGCAAACAACUCGAAAAUGUUAGUUUUUGCGAGGUUGUCCACGAAAUCUUCUCCUUUUUAUUUGGCUAAAAAGCAAGCAACUAUAGUCCAAUUUACUCAAAUAGUAGUAUGCUGGGAUCGCUCAUACACUAGCAUAAGCUGUCUGUGCGAUGAGGCGACGCAUUAUCACAAGUUGUUGUCCACGUUUCAUUGGAGGAUGUGGAUGGGCGAACAAACCGCGCAACGUUAAAGAUGUCCAGAUAUUUUCGCCUCAGUUUCUGUUAUCAGAUUUCAUGAGAUGGGUCACGUACUGUACAGUGCGUAAAGUAUCUCAUGAAAUGUUUGCUGAAAUUCUGAAAUGCGUUUUCGAAUAGGAAGGAUUACUUGGUCGCGGUUGUGAAACUGAUUAUCUUAAGGCAUACUCUUAUAACAUUCUAGACUCGGCAGGAUGUCGGCUUUUAAAUGCACUUCUUUUCAAUCUCCUGUAGAAAGCGUGCUCUGUAAAAAAUGACUACUUAUGUAGCAUGCAUUUUUCCCAUUGAUUUUCGAUGGUUUAGGAAAUUCUAAUAUAUUUUAUAGAAAUCACAAACAAAAAUGUACUUUCUUUUAGUCAACCAAUAGAGAAUCACGUCUUCUUUAUAUUUUAUACUUAAGGAAGGAGUAUAAUUAGGUUUUAAAAAAGUUUCUUAUUAUGAGACUUUUUAAGACCGCGAUAUGUCCAUUCACAUAGCAUCGUACCUGGCCGUUUACCACUGCUCCUCAUGAAAUUUACAACAUGGUCCGCAUUCAUUGCAAUAUUUUAUGGACCCUGUAUGAUAUCUCUUUAAUGACAUAGAAAAAUAUUGGAUUUUCUUUACGCGGGACGCAUGCAGCUUGUAGAGUGUAAUCACUAAGCGCUAAUGCAACGAAUGAUCAGGCUCCAAAUUUUUCGGCAAUUAGAAAACUUUUUCAAAACCUAAUUAUAUUUCUUCCUUAAGUAUAAAAUAUAAAGAAGACGUGAUUCUCUAUUGGUUGACUAAAAGAAAGUACAUUUUUGUUUGUGAUUUCUAUAAAAUAUAUUAGAAUUUCCUAAACCAUCGAAAAUCAAUGGGAAAAAUGCAUGCUACAUAAGUAGUCAUUUUUUACCGAGCACGCUUUCUACAGGAGAUUGAAAAGAAGUGCAUUUAAAAGCCGACAUCCUGCCGAGUCCAAAAUGUUAUGAGAGUAUGCCUUAAGAUAAUCAGUAUCACAACCGCAACCAAGUAAUCCUUCCUAAUCGAAAACGCAUUUCAGAAUUUCAGCCAACAUUUCAUGAGAUGGGUCACGUACUGUAUGUGCUCAUUGAUACGGCGUCAGCAUACAGGACCCUCCCCAGUCACCUCCAGAUCUAAGUCACUGAUUGCUGAUGGGCUAAAACCCUCUUCAACUGUCGCAUCUCACGUUGCUGACUGUGGACUCCUGCGCGAGGCCGAAAACUCAGAGCAAUAAGCAAUUUUUUUCGAUGCUCCAUCAACUUUUCUUCACUUAAACCUACACCUGGGACCGAAACUUUUGCCCGCAUUCGUGAACUUAACACCUCUUUCGGCAAACCUUCCAAACACCAUUUGCGUCUACAUAUUUCAAAUAUCAGCGAAGAUUUAACCCGCACCUCUCCUCCAUUCUCUUGCCUCGUCUUUAUAGACCCACACUGGUCCUACACAAAGAGCCAAUCCAACUUCAACAACUGGGCCGCUAUUAGCCCUAGAAUGUGUUCGGGAUCGCUCCAAUCACCGAUCGCUCUGGACUCCAAUGCUGCCACCUACUUGGGCAAGGCUACCGGAGCGGUUGUCGACAUUUCCUUUAGCAAAUCAGUUAACUCGGGGACCUUCACGGCUACAAACAAUGGACAUUCCUGUAAGCUGGAUACUCCUGUUCAGAAGCCCCCCUCUCUGCAAUAUUUUUGACUUUCCACGGCUUUCUGUGCUUCAGAAUGUACCCUAAGUUUUAACGCAGAUCCAAAAAAUGAUUGUCACGUAUACUUCUACUAAAUACAGUGAGUGACGAUCUCAUGAAAUGUUGGCCAAAAUUCUGAAAUGCGUUUUCGAUUAGGAAGGACUACUUGGGCGCGGUUGUAAUACUGAUUAUCUUAAGACAUACUCCUAUGAUAUUUUGGACUGGGCAGGAUGUCGGCUUUUAAAUGCACUUCUUUUCAAUCUCCUGUAGAAAGCGUGCUUGGUAAAAAAUGACUACUUAAGUGGCAUGCAUUUUUCCCAUUGAUUUUCGAUGUUCUUACAGAUUCAGCUAUAUCCUAUAGAAACCAUGAACGAAAAUAUGCAUUGUUGAGUCAUUUGAUAGGAAUAGCGACUUCUUUAUAUUUUAUACUCAAGAAAGGAGUAUAAUUAGGUUUUAAAAGUUUUCUUACUGUCGAAUUAUUUGGAGCCUAAUCAUUCGUUGCAUUAGCGUUUAGUGAUUUCCGCCUACAAGGUGCAUGCCUUCCGCGUAAGGAAGAUCAUAUAUUCUUCUAUGCCUUUAAAAAGAUAUCAAAAUGAGUCCAUAAAAUUUUACAAUGGAUGCGGACUAUGUUGUACAUUUCAUGAGGUGCAGUGCUAAGCGAACAGGUACGAUGCUAUGUGAAAGGACAUUGCGCGGUCUUAAAAAAUCUUAUAAGUAGAAACUUUUUAAAACCUAAUUAUAGUCCUUCCUUGAGUAUAAAAUCUAAAGAAGACGUAAUUCUCUAUCAAACGACCAAAAAAGCAUAUUUUAUUUUGUGGUUUAUAUAAAAUAUAUUUUAAUUUGCUAGGCCAUCGACAAUUAAUGAGAAAAUGCAUGCUACGUAAAAAGUCAUUUUUUACCGAAUACGGUUUGUACAGAAGAUUAAAAUGUAAAACAUUCAAAAGCAGACAUGCUGCCAAGUCUGAAAUAUAGUAGAACUAUGUCCCAUAAUAAUGAAUGUUUCAACACCACCUAAGUAAACCUUCGAAAACACAUUUAAGAAUUUGAGCCAACAUUUCCUGAGUUCGGUCACCCACUGUAGAUCUUGCUUCGUUAUCCCUUAAAGCGCGCUGCAUUCGUCUAUCUCCAUUUAAUACAGUGGAAGUCGGAAUCCCCCCGGGAACAUGGACGGUGACAUUGAAUAAUAAGGCCAAGGACUUCCACAACAUUGAUCAAUUGCAUUUUCACUGGGGAGGUGGGAAUCGUAGGGGCUCGGAACACACUUUGGACGGCAGGUCGUUCCCGCUAGAGGUAUGUUCACGAAGAAGUGUAUGUUUUGUGAAUGUAUAUUUACUCGAAUACUUACUAAUUGAUUCGAUGUAGGUAUCAGUCCGAUGGAAAUUUGCAUGCAUGCUCAGACUGAUCAGAUGAAAACUUGGAAAUCAGUCACGCACAAAUCUGCUGCUCCUUUAAACGAAGUUUUAAGAAGGGGAAUUAACUUUUCUAUGGGAAAUGACUGACAACUGCAGACUAUGAGAGGUUUUAAUCCCAACUAUAUUUCCUCAGGAGAAACUUGUAUGCGAUACAGUAUUGUAAAAGUCUUUUGGAGCGAGGUAACAUCGGCUACAUUAGGUCCUGUGGGUUCAGGCGCAUGACUGUGCCACACUCAAGAUGCCAGUGAAAAGGCGAGGAGGUCAGCAGUCGCAUCUUUGCCGAUGGCCUCAUUUCAGAAUGUUCCAGAACAUGGCAUGGUUUACAUUUUGCUAAAUGCACUCAUUUAAAAGAGCCAUCCGGCACUCUCUCCAUUCACAGAUGCACAUUGUCGCCUACGCCUCGAUAUACGCCAAUUUCUCAGCUGCACAAUCGGCCCCAGGAGGUCUGGCUGUGAUUGGCGUCUUCUUUCAACUGACCACUGAUCAAUCCAAAUCCAACCUAUCAAAAAUGGGCAACCUCUUAUCAGUUAUCAGCCAGCUCAAUAAAGCGGGUUCAACAGUCAGAGUGAAUUCGUUCGAUCCGAAAGUUCUGCUACCUGCGAACAGGGAUGAGUUCUUCCGCUACCACGGUUCUCUCACCACGCCACCCUGCACGGAGAACGUCCAGUGA
Spirometra erinaceieuropaei is the source of this 8442-nucleotide messenger RNA. NCBI's taxonomy places the organism in Eukaryota, Metazoa, Platyhelminthes, Cestoda, Diphyllobothriidea, Diphyllobothriidae. The record is from the annotation of a GenBank genome assembly.